AUGGGAGCAGGAAACCAUACGGGAGCAUCACAAUUCCUCCUCCUGGGCCUCUCAGACGAUCCUGAACUGCAGCCCCUCCUCUCUGGUCUGUUCCUGUCCAUGUACCUGGUCACCGUGCUCGGGAACCUGCUCAUCAUCCUGGCCAUCAUCUCUGACUCCCACCUCCACACCCCCAUGUACUUCUUCCUCUCCAACCUGUCCUUUGUUGACAUCUGUUUGGUCUCUACCACCAUCCCAAAGAUGCUGCUGAAUAUCCAGGCAGAGAGCAAAGACAUCUCCUACAUAGGAUGCCUCACUCAGGUGUACUUUUUUAUGGUUUUUGCUGGAAUGGAUGCUUUGCUUCUGACUGUGAUGGCCUAUGAUCGGUUUGUGGCCAUCUGCCACCCCCUGCGCUACACAGUCAUCAUGAACCCUCGCCUCUGUGCCUUUCUGGUUCUGAUGUGUUGGUUCAUCAUUUUAUCCAUCUCCCUGUUUCAUAUUCUAUUGAUGAUGUGGCUGACCUUCUGUAUUGGCACUGAAAUUCCACACUUCUUCUGUGAACUGGCUCAGAUUCUCAAGGCAGCCUGCUCAGACACCCUCAUCAAUGACAUCUCUUUGUAUGUGGGCACUGCCCUGCUGUGUAUGUUUCCUCUGACUGCGAUCCUCUUUUCUCACUCUCAGAUUGUCUUCUCCUUAACGAAGGUGGCCUCCACUGAGGGCAAGUACAAAGCAUUUUCCACCUGUGGGUCGCACCUCUCUGUGGUUUCCCUGUUCUAUGGGACAGGCCUGGGGGUCUAUCUCACUUCUGCUGUGACCCAUUCUUCCCAGAGACAUUCCAUUGCCUCAGUGAUGUACACUGUGGUCACCCCCAUGCUGAACCCCUUCAUCUACAGCCUGAGGAACAAGGAUGUGAAGGGGGCCCUUAGAAGGCUCCUCAGUCAAGGUGCCCCUUGUCCAUGA
Molecule: messenger RNA, 939 nt
Organism: Hippopotamus amphibius kiboko
Lineage: Eukaryota; Metazoa; Chordata; Mammalia; Artiodactyla; Hippopotamidae
Product: olfactory receptor 7D4-like
Exons: 1
Coding region: 1-939 (312 amino acids)
Biological process (GO): G protein-coupled receptor signaling pathway
Cellular component (GO): membrane
Molecular function (GO): G protein-coupled receptor activity; olfactory receptor activity
Source: RefSeq, a predicted model, not a curated record